Messenger RNA from Mobula hypostoma (lesser devil ray), 4756 nucleotides. RefSeq names its product immunoglobulin-like domain-containing receptor 1. Gene Ontology annotation, cellular component: plasma membrane. The transcript has 8 exons. NCBI's taxonomy places the organism in Eukaryota, Metazoa, Chordata, Chondrichthyes, Myliobatiformes, Myliobatidae. The record is from RefSeq and is a predicted model, not a curated record. Gene Ontology annotation, molecular function: high-density lipoprotein particle receptor activity. The coding region runs from base 190 to 1869 and encodes 559 amino acids.
CGGCAGCGGGCGUUGACGGUUACAGCCCUGGGCGGGGCGGCCGGCCAAACCUGGCGAACCGGUUCUCGGUGGGGGAACGGCCGCAGUCGCUCCGGCGAUCCACCAUCCAGAGGGCUAGCACCUGGGCGAUGAAUUUCAGGAAGUGAAACAGCCGCUUGUUGAAGAUCGGUGGGAGUAGUUUGGGAGAAAAUGGCGGGGAGCAAGCUUCUGAGUUGGAUGGUCCUCGCGCUUUGCCAGACAGCAUGCCUUGCAUUGUCGGUGACUGUACCAGAGACCCAACGCGUGACAACACUCUUUUCUUCCAUUGCUCUACGGUGUGAUUAUUCCACAUCCUCACAACCUCAGGAUGUAGUAGUCACCUGGCGUUUCAAAACAUUUUGCAAAGACCCCAUAUUUGAAUACUAUUCCUCAUCGUACAUUGCUAUGUUGAGUAUGGGCCAAGAUCCAACCAAUGAUUGCCAAGAUGAUCAGCGACAGGUGCGAAUUGUAAUUCAGAAACGGGGCCAGAAUGAGCCCAUACUGGGGAACGAAUAUAGACAGAGGAAGAUCACCAUUCAGAACAGAGCUGACCUGUGGAUCAGUGAGGUGAUGUGGUGGGACCACGGUGUUUAUUUCUGUACUGUUGAGGCACCAGGUGAUACGACAGGGGACUCUGACAAAGAAGUUCGACUUAUAGUUUUACAUUGGCUGACGGUGAUAUUUAUUGUCAUGGGUUUUUUACUAUUAUUCAUAUUGAUAAGUAUCUGUUGGUGUCAGUGCUGUCCACAACGAUGCUGUUGCUAUGUUCGAUGUAUUUGCUGCCCAAAACGUUGCUGUUGCCCAGAGAAAGCUCUUGCAAGGCAUGAAUUUAUCAAACAGGCAAAGCGGGGACUAAUACCUUGGAUGUACAAUAGGCCUAUGUAUAGUGAGGAAGAAAGGAAUUCACAUUUAAACUCGUUCUACAUGAAUGGGCCAUCACGAGACUUUUCCACAAAGAACAGUAUACCUCUGACGAUGGUUCCUUACAGCGCCCAUCCACACUCUUCUGUUAAGAUGCUGGACUACAUAGAGAAUGAAGUGAAAAACCUGAACACCGUACAACCUCUACAAAAUGGAAUCCGCACAAGUGGUAGCCCACCUCCCAGUGUGCUUUCAUCUCUCAAUGAAAUUGGAGUUAGAGAGGUAGAUCGCCGUGUUAUCCAUCUGCCCCCAAUACUGGAGACAAUCCGUGAAACAAGCCUUCCCUCAUCGCAACAAACCAGCAACUCAUCCCGAAGGAAUUAUCAAAGAAGGACGAGAAGCCAUGAGGACAUUUUGGAAUCGGAGUUUCGUGGAAAUCAAAGGAAUCAGGGAGGAUCAAGGUCAAGUCGAAGCUCACAAGACAGAAGGUCGAACCGAUAUCCAGGGAACAGGAGAGGUGAUUAUGAAGAUGGACGACAGUUUCUUCCAAGAGAACGCAGUCACAGAGAUUAUAGUGAUGAUGAUUCAGAUUAUGAUAGAUCAAGGCACAGCAGUUCGAAUCAGAGGAAUGGCAGAAGAGGUUAUGAGGAGGAUAGGCGAUCAUAUCGGAGAAGCAAUAGAGACUACUCACCUGAACGAAGGCAUAGACGCAGAGACCGAAGUUACUCCCCUCCACCUCGUGGAAGGCGUCGAGGAUCCUGGAGUUCCCUGGAUGAUUACGAAAGCCGCUCUCAACAAAACCGAGUUCGGCAAGAUGAUCGAAUGGCUGAUUGGCUGGAAACUCUGAAAAAGCCAUUUAAAUAUCAUGAAAAGCCACCAAGCUAUCAUUCAGUAGAUGGGGCAUCACAAGAAAGUAGUACACGCAGAUCAAAUAAUGGACAUCUCUCAGGACGUGGCAGUUCUCGUAGUGGGAGAAGUAUUGUGAUAUGAUGAAGAUUUCCACAAUUGAUAUGUUGGUUAUGUUGAAGUAUAUAGAUGGUGACCUCUGUUAUCUUUUCAUCAUGGCUUUUACAGAACAUAAGAAAAGCUCCAAAAUGAAUAUUCAAGCUGUGCUUGAGAUCUAUAACUUUGCAACAUGAACUGUUCAUUAUGAUUGUCUUUGGAAUAGAGAAAAUACAAUUGGACGUUGGUGGAUAACUUUGUCGUUUUUUUUUAAUGUUAUGUACACCUAAUGGGGAAUUGACAGCUAUCUCUUCUAUACCUGGGUUUUCAUCUCGUCCAGACAGUAAGUGGUUUCCUGUUUGAGGAAAUAUUCAUUGAGACUACCUGUUAUUCUGCAGCUUUAAAAUCUAUCAAAAAUCUCAUCGCGUAAUGAUUGUAAAUUGGCAACGGCAAAAAAAGUUAGAUGUAUUAUAAACAAUUAUAUUGAUGCCUUUUUCAAUUCCAAGAUAGCUAAUUGUUUCAAAUUAGUAUGUAGUUAUUUUAAUCAUUCAUAUUUUGAUAUUGUUUAAUAUAAUUAAUCUAUACAUUGAAAUAAAUUAAAAUUAUUCUUCUCUUGCAUUCCUUUAUCUGUGCAGCAAUUCAUAAAACAAGACAGCUGAAGGCAAUUGUGUGUGGAGGGCUCAGAUGCAGGAAAUGCUCAGAAAUGACUACAGAACAGUCAGGACAGGAAAUCAACACUUUAGUGUAUAACGUGUUUCAAAAGGAAAGUUGGUUUGACUGUAGAAAUAGAUUGGAGAAAAAAAAAUGUGGGUCUGAGCACAGGAAAAUAAAAUGGGCAACAUUAUCAGCAAAACAAACAUGCAGAUCAUUUACAGGAAACAUUUGGUAUCCAGUGGAGCACUUGAAGGAGAUCCUGCUGACGGGAGAGUGUAUUACAUAACGAGUGACCCCACAGCUGAGUAAAGAACUAAGGGAAUAUGAAGCACACAAAGUGAGUACAUGGACAGCACAAGUCCUUGUGCACAAAUCAUUGAAAGUUGGCUUUCAUUACAGGCAAUCCCCAGGUUACAAACGAGUUCCGUUCCUGAGUCCGUCUUUAAAUUGGAUUUGUACGUAAGUCAGAAUAGGUACACCCGGUAUUAUUUAGUGUCAGUUAGUCAAAUGUUUGUCUUCGUAUAUAGUAUAUAUUUUACCUUUCUAUGCAUAUAAAACACUUAAGAAACGUAUGUAUUUCAAUAAUUAAACCACUGCAUUGCUUAGCAAUAAUUGUAGCUUUCAUCAGGGCGGGGCCUUUCACAUGCUCCAUUAUUCUCACUUUAUCCUUUAAAAUUGUUCCGAUUGUUGACCGACUGUAGCCUGAAGCUUUUCCAGUGACUGAUGGCGUUUCACCUCUUUCCGAUCACUAUUAUUUUCAUUUUAUUUUCAAUCACGAUCGUUUUCCGUCAACGGAACAGAAACACUGUGGAUUCAGUAGCAGCCGCGGGCAGCGGGUCCUGUGCUCCUCCGGGUCCUAAAGUCCACCCACACUGAGACAGGUUAAAUGGGACAAUUGGGGGGGCGGUAUUGACUGGAAAACGGGGGAGGGGGAGUGAGGGUGAAUCUUGCCGAGAAAAAUUUAAGCCAAAUAGAGUUACACACUCAACACAGUGUUAACCGCAACGGUUUAAAAUGGCAGACGGUAUUCUCCUUCCUCUGUUUGUAACUCAGACGUUCAUAACUCAGGGACUGCCUGUACUAACAUUUGUGCAUGUUACACAGGGCAAUGAUCAGACAACUCCUAGUGUAUUGUGUAAAGUUUUGAUCUCUUGAUCCCAAAGGCUGAUGCUUCUAGAAAAACUACAAUGAAUAUACGCUGAAUUGGUUUCUAGGAAGGCAGAUUUGGUACAAGUUUGAGUAGCCUAGGCCUCUGUAUUCUAGAGUUAAGAUUAAAAGUUAACCCCUGAAAUAUUAAAAAAACUUGGCCUGACAGUGAAGGCUAUUUCCUCAAGACAGUCCAGCUCAGGAGUACCAGUGUCAAAAUAGGCUAUUUAGGACUAAAAUGAGGGAGGUAAAUCUUUGGAAUUUAGUGUUAAAGUGUUAUGGAAGAACAAUAGCACAUUCCAGUAUUGAGUCAAAAUUAGUGUAAACAGUUUGAAAAGGUUUAAUUUGUUUAUCUCCCCCAUAAUUUGAAAAUAUGAAAAACAACACAUCUCCUUGAAUGUAAAGGCAGGAUGCCAAAAUGAAGGAAAACAGAUACAUAACAUACAUCUAGGAAUCAGUUCCAAACUUAGGUCAAAGUUUUCCAUUACAGAUCAUGCAUGUUGCAAGCAUUUGGGUUACAGAAAUUCACCCUCAAAAUUCUGUAACCCAAAUCAUUACCCAAAAAUUUGAGAUGCAGAAUAAAAUUCACACAGAAUUUGUGCAAAAACAACACAAAUGAAUCAUUAUCUUCCCAAUUACCACUCCUUGACAGCUUAAUCUUACAGGGGGGGAAAAAAUCACAAUAGACAAUCCCCACCCCCACCAAAUAAUGUGCACCUCUUGCAAAAUGCAGGGUAUAAACUCAUAUUCCAAACUGUUAGCCAUUUCAACAUGACAAGCUGCUGGAGAGAGUCAAAUUGAUUAUAGGGACUGGGGAGGGGUUGGAAAGGACAGCAACACGCAAACAACUAUAGGCUUGUAGAUUCAAACAUUUACUUAAUCAAAAAUAGGCACUUUGAUAUUUUACAAAUACAAAUUUUCAUGCAAUAUUAAUAUAGAUCUUGUUUUCAUUUUUACAACCAAAGAAUUUGUUCUAAUUUAAGAACAUGUUUAAGUCAGAAACCUUAAUUAUCUUUAUGCAAGGCAAUUGAUAGGAAAAUCAGAUAAUGAGCAAUCAAAGCAAAAUGCUGUAACAGAUCAACAGAUUAGAUAUCUGUGUCAAACUGAAAUAAGAAUCAAUGCUUAUGACUGAUUA